GUGUAUCGUUCGCUCAAGUAUGUCUCCGAUAUCGUAGUAAUUCUGCUUCUAUCAGCGUACAAGUUUUUCAAGUUUAUCAACGACAAACCGCCUAAUUCACCUCCAAGCAUUCCUAGAAUUCCGGUAUUGGGAUCUUACGCACUGAUACUAUGGGGUAAUUACUUCUUCCCGUAUAAAACCAUCGAAUAUUAUGCGGAAAAACUAAAAUCGAAAAUCAUCGGCUGUUACUUUGGCAGCAUUUGGGUAGUUGUGGCAAACGAUUAUGCCAGUAUAAAGCAAGUACUUGAGAGAGAUGAGUUCGAUGGUCGAGUCACACAAGUGGAAGUUCUAAAAGCACGAACCUUCGGAAAAGCAGUAGGUAUAUUUUUCUCCGACGGCACGCUUUGGCACGAGCAAAGGAAAUUAGUUCUUCGCAAUGCACGAGAUUUCGGAUUCGGACGACGACAGAAUGCCAUUGAGAAAGAGAUUUCCGACGAGACUGCUCUGCUUAUCGAUAUCUUGAAACACGGGCCUGUCUACGAUGGAGAGAAGGAAGUAAUGAAAGACAACUCGGUGCUUUCUCCGGACAUUCUGUCCCCAACAAUAUACAGUUCUAUCUGGUACGUGUUGUUCGGUCAGAGAUUCUGCAGAAGCGAGCACGACAUUCCACGAUGAAUUUAUCGCAUGGCUUUCCUGUUCCAAAGAUCGCUGGACUCGACAGGCGGUGCGAUCUCUUUCCUACCUAUAUUGAGAUAUUUCGGAAAUAUGUUUGGAUUCAGUGAUAUAAUGAAAGCACAUUAUGCGAUAGUUGACAUUAUCCAGGAAUAUCUCAAGUCCCAGGACGCCAUUCCCGGUGAUGAUGCGGGCGGAGGAUACGUCAACAGGUAUCUCAACAUCUUGAAUAAGGAAGAUAAAUCGCAGACUUUCUCCAAGCAACAACUGAUCAUGAUGUUGGUCGAUACAUUGAUCGCCACGGGCUCUACAAUUCCCACCGUUAUUACUCAGAUCUUCAAAUACCUGAUACAUCAUCCCCGGAUUCUGAAGAAAGCCCAGGAUGAAAUAGAUCGAGUCGUUGGGACCGGACGUUUGGUUACAUGGGAUGAUAGAAAGAACUUGCUUUAUGUGGAAGCGGUGAUCCGAGAAGUGAUGAGAAUAUCGUCAUCCUUGCCGUUUAGCGUAUUCCACAGAGCCGUCAAGGAUACUACUCUGGGAGGGUACACGAUACCGGCUGAUACGCCAAUUGUUACCAACUUGGCGGCGAUGCAUCACAACCCUGACUUGUGGGGUGAUCCCGACAACUUCAGACCAGAGAGAUUCAUUGACGAGGACGGCGCAUUGAUCAAGGAUAUGUCAUUACCUUUCGGUCUCGGUCAUCGAGUUUGUCCGGGAGAAACUUACAGCAGAUAUUAUGUCUUCGGUUUGACGUCCGCCUUGCUUCAAACGUUCAAUUUCUUUGCAGUCGAGGGCGAACCGUCGAAACCUGGAGACGACUUGCCGGGUCUUUUGAUAACCCCUAAGGAAUGUUGGCUACGCUAUGAAUCGCGUUAAUGUGCCUCAAUGGUUGAUAUUCACUGAAACGAAACACCAUCCGAUCAUCAUGACUCUGAUAUAUAUUGCAUCAAGAUCAUCGUCCCAAGCGGCAUAUAAAACGUUCGAGCCAUUGCUCGUUGUUUGUUGAUGAAAGAAGAAUACUGACGAAA
Messenger RNA from Harpegnathos saltator (Jerdon's jumping ant), 1679 nucleotides. RefSeq names its product probable cytochrome P450 304a1. Gene Ontology annotation, biological process: xenobiotic metabolic process. The record is from RefSeq and is a predicted model, not a curated record. The transcript is spliced from 7 exons. NCBI's taxonomy places the organism in Eukaryota, Metazoa, Arthropoda, Insecta, Hymenoptera, Formicidae. The annotation marks the transcript as partial. Gene Ontology annotation, molecular function: heme binding; iron ion binding; oxidoreductase activity, acting on paired donors, with incorporation or reduction of molecular oxygen, reduced flavin or flavoprotein as one donor, and incorporation of one atom of oxygen. Gene Ontology annotation, cellular component: intracellular membrane-bounded organelle; cytoplasm.